AUGCUGCAUGGACGCUGGAAUCAUAUCUCAUUGCUUGGUGUUACAAAUAUCAGGCUAGCCGCAACCCUUGGCUCGAAAUCAGCCUUUAAGAAAUUACCCAAGCGCUCCGUGUUGACGGCAGAUAUCUCUCAAUUGUGUGAUCUGAUCGCUUCUCCUGCGGAGCCUCUGGCUCUUCGCCUCUCCAGUAACUUGAUGGUCGGGGCUGCACGUGUAUAUAAAGUCAAGCAAGAACUUUUUCUUUCCGAUGUCACGAGUUGCUUCAACUCCCUCAAGCGAGUCGUGCAAGAGUUCCGUUCGAUGGCUGCGUCAGAAGCCCAUCUUCAGAUGGCUCAGCCGAGCGUGAGGCCAUCAGCUGUUACCCUUGCUGCUGAUCCUGGUACUGCAUUUGCCAUGGAUUUUGACGCAAUGGUCGCUGACUGGGACGAAUACUUGAACAUUGGAAACAACAAGGGAGGAGCGGAAGAGGGCUCAUCCGAUGAUGAGUACAAUCCAAAAGCCAAGAGACCAAAAGGAAAGGGUAAGCAGUCUACAGUUGCACCGGCCUCCACCGCGGAAAACGCCCGCGCCGAUGCGCAUACACUCAAUGAAAAUCACGACCUCUUCCUCGCCAAUUCUUUCGACGCCUCAUUUGGUGGCAGCGGCGCCAAUAUGAUUCCAUCUUCUCAGAAUGAUACCUUCGGCUUCGACGAUAGCUUCUUCGGCGCUUUUGAUGGCCUGGAUAUUGGUGAGGGCGUUGGCGAUGACCUCGUAAGGGAACUUGGUGAAGGCUGGGGAGGAACUGCCCCGGAGAAUCAAGUCGACCAUGAUAUGCAAGUGGAUGAACCGAUCGACUUCGGGUUCAAUGAUGCAGAUAACCUGUAUUUCGAGCACGAUGUCCCCAUUGACGAUGCCGGUGCAUUAGAGCGGAAUGCCUUGCCGCUUCCUCCAUCGGCCUUUGCUACGCCUCAAGGCACACAACGGGGCUCAGCGGCUGCCCUUCCUCCCUCUUCCUCUCUUACCGGACACUCUCUCGAAUCUCCCUCUGGUCCUUUGGCUGUAAUUGCCCCGCAGGUCGAAGAGAUUGAGCCCGUUGCACCUGACGAUCAUCCGGCUGAACCCGUACCACCUAGGAAGAUCAAGCGCGCUAGACUUCUUUUAGAUGUGCGAACGGAGUUGACGGAUGACGAAUUAAAGGCUGCACGCCUGCAUUAUCUGGAAGAACAGAAUGGUAUCCAUCGACAACUUGCGCGGAAGAAUUUUGAGAAGGAUCAAGGCAGGCUCGUUGACGGUUUGCUUUGGGCUAUUCCGGAACACAUGCAAGCCAAAGAGUUGGUAGACUUCUGGCUAGAUCAUUUCAAAGCACAAUUGGACGCUCGAUCUGUGUUCAUGAUUGGACCCCGUGACGAGUCCCCUCCGCCAAAACGGAGGAAGACCAAGACCAAUGCUGAAAUCCCCGGUGAAGUUGAGCAUGUCCAAGUCCGCCCUGAAAGUCCUGCAUUCGGUGUAGGCCGGGCAAGCCCAGAUUUCAAUGCGGGUGGAGCGGAUAUUGACAUGAAUUUUGACAUGAAUUUCGACAUGGACAAUGGCUGGGGUGGCGCAGACGACGCGGGACCGGAACUGAACAAUCUUCGCUCGUCCGAGGAACCGGGACAAGCACGUCAUGCCCCACGCCCAAUGUCCGUGCUGGGCGACGAAUUCGGCUUGGAUAUCGUGCAGGGCUCCUUAUCGCAGCGUAGUGCACUCUUCCCUUGGGACAAUGCGGGUGGAAGCUCGUCUAUAUCUGGUGCAGUACUCCUUGGUCGCCAGAGCAGUGACAAAAUCAGUGUUGACCACGCCGAGACUCGCCUGAGGGGCAGCUCACUGAGCCGACGAGGAAGCUCUAUUCCAAGUCAGCAAGGCGACGUAUUUGGUGGUGCCGGAGGUUUCCCUGCGAGCCCCCAAAUAAUUGAUGACGAUUUUGUAUUCAACGUCCCGGCAGGCAAUUCUGUGGCUGAAUCCCAAUUGUCCGAGGUCAAUCCGGCCACCCUGGAGAGAACCUCCUUCAACUUCCUUGAAUACGCCAAGAUGCAAUAUAGAUCACUGUCUGGGUCAGCUCGAUUUCUCGCUUUUGACGAUGUCGUGCCGCGGACCACCAGCACCGCACACGUCGCAGCAGCAGCUCUCUACCACUGUCUUGUGUUAGGCACGAAGGACCUCAUCCAACUUCGUCAAGAAGAGGCAUAUAGAACCAUUGAGAUCCGUAUCAAGUGA
Suillus discolor is the source of this 2229-nucleotide messenger RNA. Its product is annotated as Rec8 like protein-domain-containing protein. Bases 1 to 2229 code for a protein of 742 amino acids. Gene Ontology annotation, biological process: mitotic sister chromatid cohesion; synaptonemal complex assembly; replication-born double-strand break repair via sister chromatid exchange. The record is from RefSeq and is a predicted model, not a curated record. The transcript has 16 exons. Gene Ontology annotation, molecular function: protein binding; chromatin binding. Gene Ontology annotation, cellular component: cohesin complex; synaptonemal complex. NCBI's taxonomy places the organism in Eukaryota, Fungi, Basidiomycota, Agaricomycetes, Boletales, Suillaceae.